This is a messenger RNA of Ilyonectria robusta, 1531 nucleotides long. RefSeq names its product Homogentisate 1,2-dioxygenase. Bases 11 to 1522 code for a protein of 503 amino acids. Gene Ontology annotation, cellular component: cytoplasm. The transcript is spliced from 2 exons. Gene Ontology annotation, molecular function: homogentisate 1,2-dioxygenase activity. NCBI's taxonomy places the organism in Eukaryota, Fungi, Ascomycota, Sordariomycetes, Hypocreales, Nectriaceae. The record is from RefSeq and is a predicted model, not a curated record. Gene Ontology annotation, biological process: L-phenylalanine catabolic process.
CACCAAUACAAUGGCGUCCCUACCUACCAGUGACCCUGCACCGUUUGACACCAGGACAUUCCACUGGACGGACGCAAAGUCAACCAAGCCCACCCGACCUGAAGAUCCCUAUACCUAUCUUCAAGGCUUUGGCAAUGAGCACCAGUCGGAGCUCAUCCCCGGGGCGCUUCCGAUAGGGCAGAAUUCGCCCCAGAAAUGCCCGUAUGGCCUGUAUGCAGAACAGAUCACGGGCUCGUCCUUCGCGGCCACUCGCCACUCCACUGCGAGAAACUUUGUUUAUCGCCGUCGCCCUGCGGCUGUACACGACGAACAAAAGGUCAUUGAAGGGAACAGCACUCUUUGUGCCUCCUUCUUGCCUGGUGGCGGGCGGCUGCAGUCCACCCCGUCUCAGUUCUCAUGGAAGGCAUUUGGUAUUCCGCCAAAAGACGGUCCUUCGGUAGAUUUCACUCAGGGGCUUCACACUCUUGGUGGCAGUGGGCAUCCCAACCUCCGCGAGGGCAUUGCUUAUCAUGUAUUCACCAUCAAUACCAGCAUGCCAAACAAAGCUUUUGUCAAUAGCGAUGGAGACUUCUUGAUUGUUCCCCAGGAAGGCCACUUGGACAUCACUACUGAGUUUGGCCACUUGUAUGUCCAACCUUCUGAGCUCGCUGUGAUCCAACGCGGGCUCCGUUUCAAGGUCGAUCUCGUCGAUAAGCAUUCUCCAGCAGGUGGCCGUGGUUACGUGAUCGAGACCUGGGGAACAACAUGGGAACUCCCUGAGCUCGGUCCCCUAGGGGGGUACGGACUAGCAAACGCUCGCGACUUUCUCUUUCCGACUGCAGAUAUAAACUUGACAUCUUCAGGACCUUGGACUAUUAUUACGAAACACACCGACAAGUACUAUGCCAUUUCACAGGGACACUCGCCAUUCGAUGUAGUUGCCUGGCAUGGCAACUAUAUCCCUUAUAAGUAUGAUAUGACUAAGUUUGUCUACCAAAACUCCGUCUCUGUGGACCACACGGAUCCAUCUAUCAAUACUAUCCUUACCGCUAAAUCUCGCGAUGAGCAAGCCCCCUUGUGCGACUUCCUUGUUUUUGGUCCCCGCUGGGAUGUUGCGCAAAACACUUUCCGUCCACCCUACUUCCACCGAAACUGCGCCUCUGAGUUCUUGGCCAAGAUCUACGGCAGUUCUGGAGGCGGUCGCUCGGAGCUGUUUGUACCUGGCGGCGCCAGUUACGAGGCCGGGUUUACACCUCAUGGGAACGCUGACCUACGAACCAUGGCUGCUAUGACGGCGGAGCUGAAACCGAUGCGUGUAGGAGAGAAGCAGUUGACAAUAAUGCUGGAAAGCUGCCGGAGCUUGCUGUUUACAGAAUGGGCUCUCAAAGACUCCAAAGCACUCGUCGCGGAGGAUAUCCCAGCUGAUGCUUGGGACUUAGUGCCGGACAAUUUUGGGAGACAUCCCGAGGCCCUGGAGCAUCUACGAAGACUACAAAACCGGGGUAGUGGUAGAGCCUCCCCGGAUGCUGAAAAGGGUCAGUAGGUUACGAAC